AUAUCAAGCAAUUUUUUCGAGUAAAUUAUUAAUAACAGUUUUUUAAACUUAUGGAAGUCGCUACUCACUCUUCUGCUCAAAAGAAGUUGCGUUGUUAACGAGCCAGUAGCCCAGUGUGCUAUGCGCCCUUUGCGUGUGAUUUAGCCAUCUGCACUUGUGAACAGGUGGGACACUCAAGAAAAUACCAUGUUAUUGACGUACCUCCCCUAGCUCGGAGUUAACCAGCAAUCUGUCGUCAAUGCUCGUUGAAUUUUCAGUGACUGAAGUGUUACUGAAUUUCUGUACUAAACAUGUGGAGGGGGAGUGGGGUCUAGCACGUCCCAGCCUCGUCUCCACUCCCUCAACCCGCUUCACCCCUUAUCAACGAAUACCAAUGAGGUUUCGAGAGAAUAGACUUCAAUUAUACCAUGAUUACACUCUGAACAGUCGGCUACAAAGAAGAUUGUCAGUCUGACGCAAAUUUCAAAGCUCUUUCCAUGUAUUACAGUGUUACUUCACAGUUUAGUUAUCAAAUCAAAUGGUCAGAGGCAAUGUAGCGUGAUGGAAUGUGUGUUAUAGCAACCACAAGCUGUGUACAGAAAAACAAAUGAGCUGCGUGUCAACUGGUCAUACAGACACAUUUGCAAUUCACACUUGCAAGAGAAGUUCGGUCGGAUCUAAUAAAAGAGUUAAUAAUCGGUUUACUUGGAAUACUUCUCCUGAAAAAUGUCCGAGGAAAGCGAGUUGUCUGAGUUAAAAAGAGACCAAACAACUCAAGAUUUUGUGACGGGCUUAAAGGAAAGAGAGGAUCUGAAGAUUAAACUCCGAGAAAAAGAGAGAGAAUGUAACACACUUAAAGGACAGAUAUAUGACAUGACCAAGAAAGUAGAGGAUUUGGAAAAGCAACUGGCCGAAAAGAAUAAGGAAACGAAAAAGCGGCGUCCUUCAAGUGCACGUAAGUUCAAGAGGCCAGCUCAGAAGAAAAAAGAGAAAGGAACUAAAGAUGCAGGCUUGUUAACACCAGAUGCAAACAACGGCAAAGAUAAUGCUGACAAUGCUGAGGAUCCAGAAAAAUUGUACCAGGAAAUUGCCAAAAGAUAUCCUGAUGUUCCCUUAAGUACAGUCCUUAUUGCGGAGAAAAAGUUUGUGGAGGCUGAUCUUGAUAGAAAUGGGGUCAUAGAUAGUGAUGAACUAGAAAAGAUGCUGGAUCUAGUGGCACAACAGGGGAGCUCCUUGAUGUACACAAAAUCAGAAGUAAAAGACAAGAUAUUUAGAAAAAUUGACUUGGAUAAUACAAAUUCUAUAGACUUCUUUGAAUGCAUAGGGAUCUUAGAGAUGGUAAGGCAAAACAAAAGCACAGAUUUACCAACCUCAUUACAGCAAAACAAGAGUGCUGUUUGUGCCAUUCAAUAACACUGGACUAAACAUCAUUCAGUGAACUGAGAGCAAGUGUCGUGGAACAGAGGCUUCUGAUUGCCUUCAUAACAUCAGGAAAUUAAAAUGUUCAAGUAUCACAGUGUGGCUCCUUGAACUGGGUAACUUGGAACAAAGUUAGCCAACAAGAACUUCGAUUGAAAACAUAAUUUAAUGAUGGCCUUUUUUGUAAACAAACCAGUGAAAUUGAAGAAUCAGAUGAUAGUUAUCCAACAAUAUUUUUUGACAAAGGUGCAGAAAGUCCCAGAUUUCUCAGGAAAUGUGGAGAUUUGGUUAGUUUCAAUCCUGAAUUUUGAGCACCAUGAAAAAGGGUCACAAGAAUGAUUUUUCACUAAAAGAAGAUGCAUGAUCUCAUGCAUGAUGGCAGGUCAACAGAAUGAUUAAGUUAAACAAUGCUGUUGAACAGACGUUUUUUUUCCACAGAUUCAAACUAAUAACUCCAAAAUCAUGUGAAAUAAAACAAACAAUGUGAAUUCUGAAAUAACGUUUCUAAUAGGAACAUUGAAAUUUACCAGUGAAAAGAUUACCAGCUUUCUUACAAAGUUCACAAAUUUGU
Messenger RNA from Orbicella faveolata, 1969 nucleotides. RefSeq lists its product as uncharacterized. Gene Ontology annotation, molecular function: calcium ion binding. The record is from RefSeq and is a predicted model, not a curated record. NCBI's taxonomy places the organism in Eukaryota, Metazoa, Cnidaria, Anthozoa, Scleractinia, Merulinidae.